AUGGCCAAGGCCGAAAAGAACGCCAGAGAGGCCCGUGGAGUCCAGAAAGGACAGAGAGUCCAAGGCAGCGGCGAAAAAAAAAACCAAGCCACCAAGUAGUUGGUGUGUUGGCGCUGCCUCCACCUCUUCUAUCUCCAACAACCAGUUACAGUGAGUAUUGAUCACCACUUCCAAAAUACUUGGAUUUAAUUGAUAGAAUUCUUAAAGGAUAUAUGGUGGAAGGAUCAACUAAUGGCUCGACUCUCCUCUUUCUUUAGGUGUCCUGCCAGCUAUCAAGAACACUAAAAGUGGACGAAGGGUGGAGACAACAGGUGGGUGUUGGUGACACAGUGGUUAUUCAAUAGAAUCGUUGCCAUGGUUACGAGCUUGUUCAGCGGUUAAUUCUGAUUCUCUUCUCUUUCAGUGCCACCCAGGCCCCAUGACACCUGAGGAUGAGGUGAGAAUGAACUCCUCUCAUCUGUUGAUGACCCCCUUACCCCAGAGACCCCAGAGAGUGAUGUCACCUCCGUGCCACUUCUCUGGCGGACACAACCCCGUGAGAUGACACCUGAGUAACGUAGAGGAGGCGUCUUCUCUAGAGGACUUCCUGAACUCUCACCCGUGAGUUCUGCUCUGAACCGUGUUAUGUGCAGUAGAAAACAAUUGAAUCUAGUUGCCAGUCUACUAACCAAUGAUUCCUGGGUUUGUUUGUUUUCCAGUCAGAGAAAAGCGCAUCAGGAAGUUCCUCAAACAAAUGGUAAGCCCCCCCCAUUUUUCUUCUUCUUUACCCCCAUUUAUACUUCUUUACCGACUAAUCAUGCUAACAACAACAAAAAACGUGUAACUUAAAGACUAAGAGGAAAUGCUGUCAUUUAAAAAUGGUGUUUUCCGUAUUUCUUUCUAAGAAUGUGACCAUAGAGGACCUGGAGGACAUGUCCUAUGCGUUCCUCCUGCCAGCGAUAGCUCUGCUCAGGAUCUCCAGUCCAGAAUCAUCCAACUGCUCCUUCCGGGGUUCAGGGGUGCUGAAGAUCGUCUCGGAGACGUUCCACCGGCGAAGCUCUGAGCCAAAGGGGAGGCUCAGGGCGGGGAAGCCCCCCACGCCCAAUUCUGAACGAACAAGGAGCUUCAGGGUACAGCAGACAUGGUUGUGAGUAAUAUCCUGAGAAUGCCCAGGAGGACCUCUUCUAUUGGUAUGAAUGACCUGGAGACCACCAAUCAGGCAUCGCUAGAGUGCAUUGUUGGGAUGAUCCAUAAAGGAUUGGGAGAAUGUCAUCUAGUCAGCAUAACCAAAUAUAAACUUUUUGGUAAAAACUCAACGCGUCCGUGUUGGAGGACAAGAAUGCUGAGUUGCAUCCACAGACACCAUCCUUACCUGGUGACUCAUUGAGGGGUGGAAACAUCUGCUUGGGGCGGUUUUUCUGCAAAGGGACCAGUUGUUGACGUAGCUCUGAUCCGUGUAAAGGCAAGAAUGCAUGGUGGCUAUGUUUCGUGAGCAAUUCAUAGUGUGUGGAACAACGCCAGACCGGGUGGGACCUCCUUCCAUCGCAACGGCAUUGAAGAUGAAACGUGGCUGGUCUUUAUCCGGCAGUUAUCAAUGUAUCCCAAACAACACACCGUGGCCCGGCCUCUUUUCUUUAAUUGACUGCGCAACGGAGGAUGGCUCGUCGUUCAUUUCAUUUCAGGUCCUGGAUGUCCUAUAGCCAGUCUCCAGAUCUCAAACCUCUCUCACCCCAGAGAAAAUAUUUGGAGGGAGUUGAAAGUUCGUGUUGCCCUGCGACAGCCCCAAAAACAUCACUUUCUCUAGAGGAGAUCUGCACUGGCGGAAAUGGGGGGCCAAAUACCCAGCACAAUGUGUCGAAAACCUGGUGAAUACUUACACGAACACGGUUUGACCCUGUGUCCAUUGCAACAAAUGGUAUAUACAAAGUAUGAGAAAACUUUUUGGUUAUUGACUCAAAUACUUAUUUUCCCACCAUAAUUUGCAAAUAAUUCAUAAGAAAUCCUACAAUGUGAUUUUCAGGAUUUUUUUUCCUCUUGUUGGUCUGUCCUAUGUUGACGUGUACCUCUUGAUGAAAAUUAAACAGGCCUCUCUCAUCUUUUUAGUGGGAGAACGUUGCACAAUGGUGGCUGACUAAAUACUUUUUUUCCCCACGUACUAGUUUAUGUAACUCAUACCUUCAUUCUGAUUCUUAUUCUAAAGUUAGCCCUUAUGUGACAUGUCACUCAGUACCGUCAUGUCACAGACCAUCUCCUGAGUGGCGCUGUGGUCUAAGACUGUGCCACUAGAUCCUGGUUCGAAUCCAGGCUCUGUCGCAGCCGGCCGCGACCGGGAGACUCAUGGGCGGCGCACAAUUGGCCCAGCGUCGUCCAGGGUAAGGGAGGGAAUGGCCGGCAGGGAUGUAGCUCAGUUGAUAGAGCAUGGUGUUUGCAAUGCCAGGGUUGUGGGUUCCAUUCCCACGGGGGGCCAGUAUAAAAAAAAUAUGUAUUCACUAACUGUAAGUCGCUCUGGAUAAGAGCGUCUGCUAAAUGACUAAAAUGUAAAACGAUUUUGCUAAUAUUGUUGUUUAUCUCAGAACUUCGUGCCGAAGCCCCCACGAGGCCCCAGGCUGAGCGGUCAGGCCAAGAUGGCCAAGGCCGAAAAGAACGCCAGAGAGGCCGUGGAGUCCAGAAAGGACAGAGAGUCCAAGGCAGCGGCGAAACAAACCAAGCCACCAAGUAGUUGGUGUGUUGGCGCUGCCUCCAACCUCUUCUAUCUCCAACAACCAGUUUAAAGUGAGUAUUGAUCACCACUUCCAAAAUACUUGGUUUAUUGAUAGAAUUCUUAAAGGAUAUAUGGUGGAAGGAUCAACUAAUGGCUCGACUCUCCUCUUUCUUUAGGUGUCCUGCCAGCUAUCAAGAACACUAAAGUGACGAAGGUGGAGACAACAGGUGGGUGUUGGUGACACAGUGGUUAUUCAAUAGAAUCGUUGCCAUGGUUACGAGCUUGUUCAGCGGUUAAUUCUGAUUCUCUUCUCUUUUCAGUGCCACCAGGCCCCAUGACACCUGAGGAUGAGGUGAGAAUGAACUCCUCUCCAUCUGUUGAUGACCCCCUUACCCCAGAGACCCCAGAGAGUGAUGUCACCUCCGAUGCCACUUCUCUGGCGGACACACCCCGUGAGAUGACACCUGAGAACGUAGAGGAGGCGUCUUCUCUAGAGGACUUCCUGAACUCUCACCCGUGAGUUCUGCUCUGAAACCGUGUUAUGUGCAGUAGAAAAAAUUGAAUCUAGUUGCCAGUCUACUAACCAAUGAUUCCUGGUGUUUGUUUGUUUUCCAGUCAGAGAAAGCGCAUCAGGAAGUUCCUCAAACAAAUGGUAAGUCCCCCAUUUUUUCUUCUUUACCCCAUUUAUACUUCUUUACCGACUAAUCAUGCUAACAACAACAAAAACGUGUAACUUAAAGACUAAGAGGAAAUGCUGUUCAUUUAAAAAUGGUUGUUUUCCGUAUUUCUUUCUAAGAAUGUGACCCAUAGAGGACCUGGAGGACAUGUCCUAUGCGUUCCUCCUGCCAGCGAUAGCUCUGCUCAGGAUCUCCAGUCCAGAAUCAUCCAACUGCUCCUUCCGGGGUUCAGGGGUGCUGAAGAUCGUCUCGGAGACGUUCCACCGGCGAAGCUCUGAGCCAAAGGGGAGGCUCAGGGGCGGGAAGCCCCCCACGCCCAAUUCUGAGACAGACAAGGAGCUUCAGGGUACAGCAGACAUGGUUGUGAGUAAUAUCCUGAGAAAUGCCCAGGAGGACCUCUUCUCCUCUGGUAUGAAUGACCUGGAGACCACCAAUCCAGGCAUCGCUCUGACCGAUGAGAGGCUCUCCAGCUGCUCUGGGUCAUCACAGGGAUCGAGCCGGUCCAACAUGCCAGAGCUGGUAGAGUGUGUGGAUGCUCAGCCACUAUCUCUGGAACAUCCAAGUGUGUCCUGCUCCAACAGAAGCUCUGGGUCCUCACAGGGAUCGAGACGGUUCGACCUCUGUCAUCAGGCAGUGGAGAUGGAGAGGGUUUAUCUCCAGAGAGACACACCCCACUCCAGUGUCAGUGUGAGAGAACUGGGGUCAGUGAGGAGGGCCAAGAGAAGGGAUGUCCAUAAAGCCCUCAGUGAGGGGUCCCUCAAUGUCUUUGCCCUGUUCAGGGAGAGGGCAGGGGAGAUUUGGCAGACCAGCACAUGGGACAUGGAGCAGACCCAGCCUCCCAGCACCCCCACAUCCAGCGAGGAGGAUUUGUGGGACAGCGACUCCAGCUUGUCUCAUGGGGUUGGGGAGGAGGAGAGGGGCAGCUCCCUGAUCCUGACCCCCCAGGCCUCCACCUCACUCUCUGAUCAAGACAAGAGGGCACUAGGUUAGUUAUUAUGUAGUCUUGUCUCCUUUUGCUCCCUUGUUAUUAUUGUUAUUGCCAUUUACAAUGUGACCAAGAUGUUUUGGGGUGGGGGUGCUGUCGAUGGGGGGAGGGAGUAUUUUUCUCCGCUCUGCUGACAAGUCAUUUUCUCCGCUCAUACAGGAGUCAUAAAGACCUAGUUCACUAAUUUUGUGAAGAAAAUCAUCUAUAAAAAAUUAUAAUGAUAUAUCUAUAUAUACAUUUUAAAUAAAUGUUGAUUUGACUAGAGGACGUCUGCCAGAUCCUGACCGCCUGGGUGGAAAAGAUGCUGAACAGGACCUGCAACGACAAUUACAGGGCCAGUGUCAUCAUCCAGAAAGGUCCAUUUAUAACCUGUUUUACCAAUAUGACCAGUAUUAACCCUGUUAUAACCAUGUUAAUACCUGUGUAUAACCAGUGUAUUAUCAUUAUAGUAAAUGUACUAGAUACUGCAUAGUGCUAUACAUAGAUGUGGCUUUGAAUCAGUUCAGAGUAUUAGUGUGUUUUCUUAGGAUUGGAUUCUGGUGCCAGGGACAGGUUCCCUUACACUCAGUGUCCUUCUUCAUCAGAGGAAGAAGAGGAGUUGGUAACGAGUGUCAUGACUGUCUUAAACCCAGAGCCCUCCACCUCAACCAAGGCAGCACGGGCAGCUCCUGCACAGACCCUGGAGUUCAACCCCUGUCUGGAUGAAGAUGAGGUGGUCCCCAGCACCUCCAUGGGUGCGGGAUUCCUGACGACCACUCAGGCAGCAUGGGCAGCUCCUGCCCAGACCUUGGAAGAAGAGGUCGGGGGAGCUGAUGUCUCUGAGGUGAGUACCAGCUCCCUGUCCCCCACUGAGUUCAGGCAGGGCCUCCUGGGGAAGAUUCCCUCUCUCCUUCCGGGUGAGAUCCUCAUCGAGGAGGACAUCUCCUUUCGCAGCACUCCCAGGGACACCGUCAUGAGCCCCCAGACCCUGAAGCUUAUCCUCCAGGGCAUCAUGCGCCGACUGGAGGCCUCAGAGUUCCCCCUGGCCAUGAUGGCCAACGACCCCUUCAGGCUGAUGAAGAAUCUCUUUGUGGAGGUCCAGCAUGCCCUGAAGUAUGCUGACAUCUCUGUCCUCUUCAGCCUGGAGGAGAGCAUACAAUUCAGGGGGGAAGAUGCAAUGAAGGCCAUCGUGAAGGCUGCGGCUAAAAGGUUGGAUUCCAACCAGGCUCAACUGCGUGCCGCACGCUAUGGUGGCGAGGUAGCCGUCUGUUGCAUGGCAGAUACCAUCACGCACGUCAUAGGCGACUACGCCCAGGACUGGAGUUCUGACGGCCAUUUUGGAGCGAGGAGGAGCCUUGGUAGUGGGAGGUCACGCUCCUCCUCAAGCUCCUCAAAGAGUGACAUCACCCUCACAGAGGAACUCUUGGCCCAGGGGGAAACCCUAGAAGAGGACCAAGAGGAGGUGGCUGCGAUCGACGACAACAAGAAAUGUGACUCUGCUAGCUUGGAGAAGGCCAGCAGCAGCUCCCUCUCCGCAGACCUUGUGGACAGCACCUCCACACAGGUAAGGAGUCUAUCAUUAACCAGUAUGUUGUUUAGUUAUUGGGGCUGUUUGAUUGUGAGGCACCAACUCAUAUCUGUUUUGUCUCUCUACUAAGAAGACAGUGAAGGAUGAGGCUGUGAAGGAAGGAGUGAGGAAGUCAGGAGAGGGGAAGCGAGGUCGCAAGAAGACCCUGAAGAAGAACAAGGUGUCUCCCCUUGGCACUGAUGGUAAGUCCUCCCUUCUGUCAGUCCACAUGUCUAUUUGUCUUCAACAAAAUUCUAUUAUUUCACCACAUUGUAAUGUUAGGGGAAGAGACUAUGAUGAAGUUAUCAGGGUCUUAUUCAUUAAACGGAAGUAACAGGGAGGAACUUCCUUGAACAAAAAAAAAGGUGUUUUUGUUUUCCAUUGCAAAAAAUUUUUUUACGGUUUGUCCUACUGAUGUCAUGCCAUGUUCUCUGUCACCUGUUCAGAAACCGUGGCUGAUGAGCCGGGGAAAAAACGAUCUCUCCUCCUGAGGAUUACAGCUGCCCUGGCAAAACUAUUUUGCUUCCCCUGCAAAAAGAGAAGCGGCAAAAAGUAGUUGUGUGGGUAUACCCACUUAGUGCACUUCAGUGCACUUGCCUCCUCUCCACAAACCCAGAGUCAACAGAAGAGGGAGACAAACCCCCCUACUCACAACCCAUUUGAUGAUUCCAACCAUACCCCCACGCUAUUGUGGCGAGGGAGCCAUCUGUUGCAUGGCAGACACCAUCGCACACGUCAUAGAUGACCAUGCUGAAGAUUGGAGCUCUGACGGCCAUUUUGGAGCCAGGAGGUAGUAGUGACAUCACCCUCACCAAGGAGCUCUUGGCUGAAAGGGCCAAGGAAGCGGACCAAGACGACGUGGCUGAUGAUGAAACUGGCAUGACAAUACCCCCCCCCCAAAAAAAAAAACAAAAAAAACAUUACAAUCCAUGAUGAUUCCUCCCAUAGUCCGGCCCGGACCUAUUUCAUUCAAUAAACAUGUACUUGCAUCUAUUUUGAACCUCUUUUUUUUGUUUUUAACAGGCCUACUGUAGACUAUAAAUUAUUAAGUGCAAAUUGAUGUGUGUACUGCAUCAAUAUUAUGAGUUCACUGUGCCAGUCAUUAUGAGUUCACUAUGCCAGUCAUUAUAGUUAAUCUAGGCUUUAACACUCUUAACUGUAUUGGUAUUGACACAAUAAGAGUUACAUUUGAGUAUUUUCUCAAUUUGUGUUUCUGAGGGAAUACAUCUGCAAUAUACUGCUAAUAAUGUUAAUCGAGAGGGAAAAAUACUUCUGGAAAUGUACAAAAAAGAAUAGAUCAUAUUCUUGCCUUUGACAGUUUAGAUCAUUCAAAUGUAAUAGCUUCAGGGUUGUGGAGGUCAUAGUCUCUUAUGACGGCUACCAAAGUCCAUCCUGCUUUCACCACUCACUCGCACUAGUCCAAUAUCUUAACCUCUCCCUACCGGAACCUAAUCGAGUAGCUGGCCCGGCACUCACGCAAGAUUUGGUUCUGGGUUGCAGAGAUUAUGGAGGUCAAAACAAGGUCUAUGGCUGCGUUUACACAGGCAGCCCAAUUCUGAUCUUUUCCACUAAUUGGUAUUUUGACCAAUCAGAUCAGCUCUUUUUCCAAGAAUUGGGCAAACGAUCAUAAUUGGACUGCCUGUGCAAACACAGCCUGUCAUGCAGGACCUGACCAGGAAAAACUCUGAUCUGAUAAACUGUCAAAGGCAAGAACAUGAUCUAUACUACUAUUUCCAAAAGUAUUUUUCAAUAAAGUUUAACAUUAUUAGCAGUAUAUUGCAGAUGUAUUCCCCAUAAUAUACUCCAGCAAGCAAAAGCCUGGAAACGGAACAAGGUAAAAUCAAAUAAACUCCUGCCCUAUACCCCACAAGUAAAUAGGAUGAAAGACUUGAUGAUGUGUAUGUAGGCUAUGUUUAUUUAGCCUGCUCAUUACUGCUAUCAGAUGGAAGCAGGCUAUUUCUGGUGUGCAUUUUCAUAGCCUUUGUGUGAUGUGUUUCACCUAACAGCACCUAUGACCAGGUGCUCCUUUGCUCUUCCGUCUCAGUCUACCUCUGGCAGUAUCAAAUUCUCGGUAAGCAAAUCUCCCAUUUGCAUGCCCUGCGAUUUGUUUUCGUUUUAUUCAGCUAUAGUUUGAGUUUCUGCUUAUGUAGGGAUAAGGAGGUCAAUAGGGAAAGGGGAUACCUAGUCAGUUGCACAGCUGAAUGCAUUCAACCGAAAUGUGUCUUCCGCAUUUAACCCAAGAGAGGUGCGGGGGGCUGCCUUAAUCGACGUCCAUGGCGCCCAGGGAGCAGUUGUUGUUGGGGGUUAACUGCCUUGCUCAAGGGCAGAACGGCAUAUUUUCCCACCUUGCCGGCUCGGGAAAUCGAACCAGCAACCUUUAGGUCAUUGGCCCAACGCUCCUUAACCACUAGGACAUGCUGCCCAAUAGAGUGCAUAUCUCUCUCUCUCUUCUCCUCUCUCUCCCCUCUCCCAUCUCCUCCUCUCUCCUCUCUCUCUCUCUUCUCUCUCUCUCUCCCUCUCCCUCCCUCUCAUUCUCUCCUCCCCCUUCCCUCCUCUCUCUCACUCACAUUCCUCUCUCUCUCGCACUCUCUUCUGUCUCCUCCUCUCUCUCUCUCUCUCCUCUCUCUCUCUCUUCUCUCCUCUCUCUCCCUUCCCUCUCCCUCCUCUCUUCCUCCCUCUCUCUCUCCUCCUCUCCUCUCCUCUCCUCCUCCUCUCCUCUCUCCCUCUCUUCCCCUCUCCUCCCUCUCCUCUCUCUCUCCUCCUCGACUCCCUCUCCGCUCCUCUUCCUCUCCUCUCUCUCUCCCCUCUCGUCCACUCCUCUCCUCUCCUCUCUCUCUCUCCUCUCCUCCUCUCUCUCUCCCUCUCGCUCCUCUCCUCUCUCGCUCCUCUCAUCUCUCUCUUCCUCUCUCUCCUCUCUCUCCUCUCCUCUCCCUCCUCCCCUCUCUCCCCUCUCUCUCCUCCUCUCGUCUCCUCCCCCCUCUCUCCGUCUCUCUCCUCUCUCUCUCUCUCUCUCCUCUCAUCCUCUCUCCUCUCUCUCUCUCUCCUCUCUCUCAUCUCCUCGCUUCCAUCCUCCCUCAUCUCUCCUCUCUCUCCUCUCUCCCUUCUUCUCUCCGCUCUCCUCUCUCUCUCUCUCUCUCCCCUCUCCCUCUCUUCUCUCUCUCUCCUCUCUCCUUCUCCUCUCCCUCUCCUCUCACUCUCUCCAUCCUCUCCCCUCUCUCUCCUCCUCUCUCUCUUCUCUCUCUCUCUCUCCUUCCUUCUCCCUCCCUCUCUCUCGCUCUCCUCUCUCUCUCUCUUCUCCUCUCUUCUCCUCUCUCCUCUCUCUCUCAUCCUCUCCCUCCUCUCUCUCUCCUUCUCCUCUCUCUCUCUCUCUCUCUCUCUCUCUCUCUCUGUCUCUCCUCUCUCUCUCACACUCACACACCUCUUCUGCACAACACUGUACCUCAGUUAGUCUUUGGUACUAUUGUUAUGUAUUGACCUAAUGGCUUGUAGACUUUAGAAAAGUGGCAUUUGCUUAAUGUAGGCUAGUAUGUAUCCACUAUAUAUUUGGGCUUGCUUUCAAUAUUAGAUAAUGAGUUUAACUUGUAGAUUUCUGAUAUUAAAUGCUGUACAGUCAUAUACUUUUUAUUCUACUGUAACUGUACUCCAUUUACAAUCUUGUGGUUGUGAUUGUAUGGGCACAUUAUUACUUGUAAGCAGAGUAAUAACAAUAGCAGUUGUUUUGUGUGUGGCGAAAUAGAAAAUCUGGAAUAGGGGAAAGAGAUAAGCAACAGUUUGUUCAUUAGGAGAAGAUGGAAAUGACAAAUCCAUGGUCUGGACAUGGUCACAUGAUACAUUGGGCGCGCUCCUGCUACCUACCAUACACAUUGCGCCAGCGCAACCGCGCGCAGCUCCACCAGAAAAAAAAAGUGUAGCCUCCCGCUCAAGCCAUCAUCGGCAAUGCGCGGACAGACAAGGCGAUAUUCCUCUGCCCUCCAAAACCAAACGAAUAGCAAACAACAACGCUUUUACCGGUGACACUCUUCGGUCAUUCGGUAAUAUAAGGUAGUCCGUUUGUAACGCAAAAUGGCUCAAAGCGGAUUAAAAGAAGGCUUUUGUGGCAUGUGAUACUGGGAGACGGACGCUUGAUCAUGUUUCACGGAUGUUACAGUUUUUUUUGCCUCUGUAGCGUUGUAUGUUAGCAAUGGAUCUCUAUCCCUCUUCGGAGUCUGUUAUGCGGAUAGGGAGGGAGUCGUGCCGUUUGUUCCCCUUGUGCUCUAGCUGUUGAUAGCUAGCCUCCAAAGAAAAUAACAAUGAACUGAAUCAAACAGUUUUGUUUUAGGCUUUUACCCUGCUGAUAUUUUAAAGACACACCCGGGAACAUUUUGUAUUUGUUGAACGAACCUUUUGUUGAAACUAGACAAACAUUUUGGGAUCACCAGCUUCUUUGGGCAGUGGUGCAUUGAGGCGACACAACAAUGGGAUUAUCUUUGACCAUUGACUGAGAAUAGUUUUUAAAAGUUAAUUUAUCUCAGAGAAUAUAGUGGUGAGUUUUUGGACAGAGCGCAUAUUUGCGCGAAAUGUGGAUGACUUGACAAUCUACCUGCCUAAAUUCGUGGAGAAGACCAUUGUGAGGACUCGCCGGGCAAUCGCAUGUGUCCAGUCUAGUUGGUCUGGUCUAGAACGGCUUCAUCACUGGAACACGACCACACAAAGCCUGCUAGAAAAACGAUGGCGAAUGACUCGAUGCAAGUAAGUGUCCCCUGUAGCUCAGUUGGUAGACCAUGGCGCUUGCAUCGCCAGGGUUGUGGGUUCGUUUCCCACGGGGGGCCAGUAUGAAAAAUGUAUGCCCUCACAAACUGUAAGUCGCUCUGGAUAAGAGCGUCUGCUAAAUGACUAAAAUGUAAAAUUGCUGUUACAGUGUAAUAACAGCGGUGCUACAAUGUAUACCUGGGGGUAUCUUCCAUUCGACAUCAUUAGAAACUCAAUGUGGUAUUCUAUUUUCUAAUUCCAAAUAAUAAUUUCUCUAAGACGAUGCAUUAUGCUCUUUAUGCUCUGUAUUUUGUCAAGACACUUGUGGCGUCCUGCGUUGUCACCGUGGCAUGUUUCCUCAUUGGUUCCUCAUCGCAGCCAAAUGGAUAUGGGAAGAGCUCCUGGCCGGGCAGGCGGGUGUUUGACACACAUACACACACACAUACACACACAUACACACACACACACACACACACACACACACACACAUACACACACACACACACACACACACACACACACACACACACACACACACACACACACACACACACACACACACACACACACAGAUAAACACACACACAUCCCAGUGGACCUCACCAGUUCUCAGAACCAUCUUGAGUCUGAGAAGAACCAAUAGCAGUCACAAGGCUCCCAACCUUUUUGGAAUUUAUCCUUUUCAAGAGGGAAAAAAACGUUUGAAGAAUUAUUGCUCAUUUCUGACAGCUUGAGUAAUGCGUUUCGACUAUAACAAGGACUUAGAAGAAUAUUACAAGGAGAAUAUGAAAUAUGAAAAGCAAUUAGCCUACUUGACUGUAUCCUUAUAUAGUAUUUUACAUUUAAGAUCAUAGUAGGUGUAAUGGCCAAUGUAUUUGAACAUCAAGACUAAUGUUCUUUACAGUGGAGGUUAUGAACAGCUCAGCACAGGUGCCACCACCACUCACAAAGACACUCUGAAAAUAUCCUAACAGUGGGUACAGUUGUAGGCUACAGAAGUUCCUCUUGCCUCUGCUCUAGUCUAGUGACAAGUCAGCAGUCAGCCCCCUUUUUACCUCAGCAUUUCCCUUGUGUGUGUCAGCAAGUCAUGAACCCAACUCUGAUCAAAUCAAAUUGUAUUUGUCACAUGCGCCGAAUACAACAGGUGUAGACCUUACAGUGAAAUGCUUACUUACAAGCCCUUAACCAACAAUGCAGUUUUAAGAAAAAUAAGUGUUAAGUAAAAAAAAGUAAAAAAAAAUAAAUAAGAAAAAUAGAAAAAUAACAAAUAAUUAAAAUGCAGCAGUAAAAUAACAGUAGUGAGGCUAUAUACGGGGGUACCGGUACAGAGUCAAUGUGCGGGGGCACAGGUUAGUCGAGGUAAUUGAGGUAAUAUGUACAUGUGGGUAGAGGUAGAGUGACUAUGCAUAGAUAAUAAACAGAGAGUAGCAGCAGCGUAAAAAUAGGGGGGGAGGGGACAAUGCAAAUAGUCCGGGUAGCCAUUUGAUUAGCUGUUCAGGAGUCUUAUGGCUUGGGGGUAGAAGCUGUUAAGAAGCCUUUUGGACCUAGACUUGGCGCUCCGGUACCGCUCGCCAUGCGGUAGCAGAGAGAACAGUCCAUGACAAGGGUGGCUGGAGUCUUUGGCAAUUUUUAGGGCCUUCCUCUGACACCACCUGGUAUAGAGGUCCUGGAUGGCAGGAAGUCUCCUGAGGGGGAAUAGGCUUUGUCGUGCCCUCUUCACGACUGUCUUGGUGUGUUUGGAACAUGAUAGUUUGUUGGUGAUGUGGACACCAAGGAACUUGAAGCGCUCAACCUGUUCCACUACAGCCCUGUCGAUGAGAAUGGGGGCGUGCGCGGUCCUCCUUUUCCUGUAGUCCACAAUCAUCUCCUUUGUCUUGGUCACGUUGAGGGAGAGGUUGUUAUCCUGGCACCACACGGUCAUGUCUCUGACCUCCUCCCUAUAGGCUGUCUCAUCGUUGUCAGUGAUCAGGCCUACCACUUGUUGUGUUGUUGGCAAACUUAAUGAUGGUGUUGAAGUCGUGCUUGGCCAUGCAGUCAUGGGUGAACAGGGAGUACAGGAGGGGAAUGAGCACGCACCCCUGAGGGGCCCCCGUGUUGAGGAUCAGUGUGGCAGAUGUGUUGUUACCUACCCUUACCACCUGGGGGGCGGCCCGUCAGGAAGUCCAGGAUCCAGUUGCAGAGGGAGGUGUUUAGUCCCAGGGUCCUUAGCUUAGUGAUGAGCUUUGAGGGCACUAUGGUGUUGAACGCUGAGCUGUAGUCAAUGAAUAGCAUUCUCACGUAGGUGUUCCUUUUGUCAAGGUGGGAAAGGGCAGUGUGGAGUGCAAUAUAGAUUGCAUCAUCUGUGGAUCUGUUGGGGCGGUAUGCAAAUUGGAGUGGGUCUAGGGUUUCUGGGAUAAUGGUGUUGAUGUGAGCCAUGACCAGCCUUUCAAAGCACUUCAUGGCUACAGACAUGAGUGCUACGGGUCGGUAGUCAUUUAGGCAGGUUACCUUAGUGUUCUUAGGCACAGGGACUUUGGUGGUCUGCUUGAAACAUGUUAGUAUUACAGACUCCGUCAGGGACAUGUUGAAAAUGUCAGUGAAGACACUUGCCAGAUGGUCAGCGCAUGCUCGGAGUAUGUUGACCUGUUUAAAGGUCUUACUCACAUCGGCUACGGAGAGCGUGAUCACACAGUCGUCCGGAACAGCUGAUGCUCUCAUGCAUGCUUUAGUGUUGCUUGCCUCGAAGUGAGCAUAGAAGUAAUUUAGCUCGUCUGGUAGGCUCGUGUCACUGGGCAGCUCGCGGCUGUGCUUCCCUUUGUAGUCCGUAAUAGUUUGCAAGCCCUGCCACAUCCGACGAGUGUCGGAGCCGGUGUAGUACGAUUCAAUCUUAAUCCUGUAUUGAUGCUUUGCCUGUUUGAUGGUUCGUCGGAGGGCAUAGUGGUAUUUCUUGUAAGUGUCCGGGUGAGAGUCCCGCUCCUUGAAAGCGGCAGCUCUACCCUUUAGCUCAGUGCAGAUGUUGCCUGUAAUCCAUGGCUUCUGGUUGGGGUAUGUACAUACGGUCACUGUGGGGACGACGUCAUUGAUGCACUUAUUGAUGAAGCCAGUGACUGAUGUGGUGUACCCCUCAAUGCCAUCGGAAGAAUCCCGGAACAUAUUCCAGUCUGUGCUAGCAAAACAGUCCUGUAGCGUAGCAUCCACGUCAUCUGACCACUUCUGUAUUGAGCGAGUCACUGGUACUACCUGCUUUAGUUUUUGCUUGUAAGCAGGAAUCAGAAGGAUAGAAUUAUGGUCAGAUUUGCCAAAUGGAGGGCGAGGGAGAGCUUUGUACGUGUCUCUGUGUGUGGAGUAAAGGUGGUCUAGAGUUUUUUUCCUCUGGUUGCACAUUUAACAUGCUGGUAGAAAUGAGGUAAAACGGAUUUAAGUUUCCCUGCAUUAAAGUCCCCGGCCACUAGGAGCGCCGCCUCUGGAUGAGCAUUUUCUUUUUUGCUUAUGGCCUUAUACAGCUCGUUGAGUGCGGUCUUAGCGCCAGCAUCGGUUUGUGGUGGUAGAUAGACAGCUACGAAAAAUAUAGAUAAACUCUCUUGGUAAAUAGUGUGGUCUACAGCUUAUGAUGAGAUACUCUACCUCAGGCGAGCAAAACCUCAAUAUUAGUUCGUAGUAUAUAAGGCAAGAAGUGUGUUGAAUAAUGCAUCCUGUUUAAAUGCUGCUUCUCAUCUGACUGUUGUUAAAGCCCUGUACUGGGUUAGUAAGUUACUUCACCCUUCUUUACUAACUAGAUGAUGUCGUCAAGUCACACUGCUUGCCACAUGGGUUUGCUGUACUAUUUAACAUUUCAUCUUUUAUCAAACUAUCUCUUAUCAGGGCUGAUUUAUUCAUUCACGUUUUCACACCCAUUCCAACUUCUCUUGUUUGGUGGAACUUAAAACUUCUGCUCCCAAAUAGGCCUAACUGGCUUACGAUUCCAGACUUGGCACAGUAGCCAACUAUUUGUAUAGCUACAGUACAAGAUACUACUAGAAAGCAGUACCAGGCAGGAGGGAGCCACCUCUCUCUCGUGAACAUGUUGACAUUUCAGCUUUUCAGGGGGUUGUUUUGCCCUCUCCAAACCCUCAGCAGGUUCACACACAAUGGAGGAGAGCACAGCUGAGAGAGGAAAAGAGAAGGCACGCUUGGGGGACUGACUCAAGCCACAGUGGGGCCACAGUGACGUAGUGGGAACUCUGGUUUGGGGGCACAGACAGGGAGCCAUUAUCCCCUCAGCCAACACAUACACUGGUCUGGUGUCUCGACUGUCAUGGUCUGAACUGAAGGCCUCUGCUGGCCUGGCAGUUGAUAAAGUCUGUCAUAAUCAGACUCCAUGGUCUUCAGUGGUGGGGGGCUUUAGCUUCCUCACAGCACGCCUUUUGUUCCCCACACACACAGGAAGACUGAUACAAAGCAAGCCGAGUAGGAAUCUGAACCCAAACUGCGUCACACUUCCUCCCUAAAGGUCAGGUAGGAACCAGAAUGGAGCGGGGCACAGGGAUGUUUCUAACUUCACUGUAGUAGAUGGCAACAAGUAUUGGGGGGGCACACAGGGAUGUAACUUUAUUGUAACUAGUGGGAUGUUAGUUUGUGAUAGCAGAAGUUUUACAUAGGAGAACGUUGGAUUGAAUAUCGCUGAACAGACAUUAAUGUAGCCUUUUUUCCAGUUUUGCAUGUUCACACACCCACUAGAGACAGACACUCAGGGUAAUGCAAACAGAUUGUUCACCUAAAUAGCUGCAUGAUGUAAUGAGACAGUUAUGCACAUAUCUCAGGCUUUCUCAGCAAGCCAAGGCCCUGUGGCCAUGUACAUUUACAUUUACAUUUACGUCAUUUAGCAGACGCUCUUAUCCAGAGCGACUUACAAAUUGGUGCAUUCACCUUAUAGCCAGUGGGAUAACCACUUUACAAUAUGUUUUUAUUUUUAUUUUCUUUGGGGUGGGGUAAGGGGGGGUAGAAGGAUUACUUUAUCCUAUCCCAGGUAUUCCUUAAAGAGGUGGGGUUUCAAGUGUCUCCGGAAGGUGGUGAGUGUCUCCGCUGUCCUGGCGUCGUGAGGGAGCUUGUUCCACCAUUGGGGUGCCAGAGCAGCGAACAGUUUUGACUGGGCUGAGCGGGAACUGUGCUUCCGCAGAGGUAGGGGGGCCAGCAGGCCAGAGGUGGAUGAACGCAAUGCCCUCGUUUGGGUGUAGGGACUGAUCAGAGCCUGAAGGUACGGAGGUGCCGUUCCCCUCACAGCUCCAUAGGCAAGCACCAUGGUCUUGUAGUAAUAAUUAGAUAAGAUACAUUUUGUAAUUUUUUAUUUGCCUCUUAUCUGAAUGUAGAAUCAUGGAGUUAGGUAGUUAAAGGGAUAGUUCAGGUAGUUAAAGGGAUGUAGGCAGACACACACUAGCUAAUGCAUUAAACUCCAUGCUACCAGAGACGAUGAGAGCCAUGCUGUUCACAAUUGAGUUGCUUAGGCUACGUCUUCGAUUCUUUUUCUUUUGUAUUUCAAAGGAAUAGGCCUUGUGCUCUCAAGAUUUAUAGGAGAAUGGUAUUUCCUUAUUGACUCUUAUCAGCAGAACUUUUCUUGUUAACUGAGACAGUCACACGCUCAGGACAGUGUCCUUACCGGCUGUCACUGACUUCCCCCAUUUGAUGUCCCUAUUGGCCGUCACUAUCUUUGAUCUCGGCUCUUACGGGUCGACAGUCCAUGCACUGUUUUCUUACUGGCCACUGUCAGACAGUGUCUCCAUGCGGUGUCCAUGCUGGCUGUCUGUGUCCCACUCCCAGUAGCACAGUGUGACUGUGUGAGUGUGAUGGUGGUGGGGGGGGCCUUUAAAGGGGAUUAUGCUGAUGAUGAGGUUCUGGCCAUAGCAGCACAAUGGCCCUUAUUGUCCCGACUGCAGCCCCAGAUCAUAUUCAACAAUGCACUGUGUUUCCCCAUCCUAUCCUGGGUGGCCACACCCUCACUAAUAGGCUAAAGCAAGGCCCCAUGGUGUGGCAUCAUGGCUGUGUGUUUGUUUUGUGUGGGAGUUUGUGUGUUUGUCAAUGACACACAAGUCGGUGUUGGGGUGGAGUAAUCACUUUUGUGUUGACAUGCUUUCACGUGUGAGUGUGUGUUUGAGUAGAGGUGUGUGUGCUGUGAGUUUGUGUAGAUGUGUUUGCCUAUUUGGGCCAGCUGGUUUGCAUAGGGAAGCCCUAGUUUUGUGUGUGUGUGUGUGUGCAUGUGUGUCCAAUGUUCAUAAACGUGCCCCUGCGUAUUUUGUUCAAUGUCUGUCCCUGCCAUCCCCUGUGCAAACAUCCUGCCGUUCUCAUGACCUCAUGACCUCGCACCUCUGUUCCAGCCCCUCCCUCCCCAGUCCCCAGUCCCCACCUCAUCCACAGUUCACACCCUGCCAUGACAUCACCUCUCCUUUCCUCUCUCCUUUCCUCUCUCCUUUCCUCUUUCUCUUAUCCCCUACACUGUGGCCAGACUUUGCCUCUGCCCCGGGAGCCCUGCCUGGCUUUGCCUGGCCUUGCCUGUGUGUGUGUGUGUGUGUGUGUGUGUGUGUGUGUGUGUGUCCACUCACAGGCAAUGGAGCCUCUGACGGAACGUGA
Messenger RNA from Coregonus sp. 'balchen', 17195 nucleotides. NCBI's taxonomy places the organism in Eukaryota, Metazoa, Chordata, Actinopteri, Salmoniformes, Salmonidae. The record is from the annotation of a GenBank genome assembly.